GUGCGUUUUAAGGCUAAAUUCAUCAUUAACUAACUAAUUAUAGAUACUUCAAGAAAAUAGUAUAAAUUCUUAUAGGAUAUGAAAAUGAUUUCAUUGAAAAGUUCAUACACAACUAUGCAUUGGCCUUGUUCUGGUAGUCCAGAAUGUAAAGGAUAUUUCAUUUACCCACAAGGAAGAAAUGCACAUCAACUAGGAUGUAAUUAUGCAUUAAAACAUCGAAUAAGAAGAUGGACAGUUGGACUUAAAAAGAAAUGUGGAUUCAUUCGGGAAAGGAAUUAUUUUACUAAUGAUGAUGAAAUAGGUUGUAUUAAACUAUCACGUAUGAAUGUUAUGACGUACUCUAGAAAAUUGGAUUGAAGUUCAAUAUGUUUUUGAUGUACCAUCAAAUACUAUUUAUUACAAGAUUAAUUAGCUUUAUUGUUUCUUUUUUUUAGUCUUCAAGCUGUUACCUAAAUUAAUAGUCUUUAGUAAAAUGAGAAAUUAACGACUUUUCAAUGAUCUCUUUCAUAUGGUUCAAAAAAAUGAUCUGUAAUAUGACAAAAGAAUGAGAUCGAAAAAAUA
This is a messenger RNA of Schistosoma margrebowiei, 561 nucleotides long. NCBI's taxonomy places the organism in Eukaryota, Metazoa, Platyhelminthes, Trematoda, Strigeidida, Schistosomatidae. The record is from the annotation of a GenBank genome assembly.